This is a messenger RNA of Anoplopoma fimbria (sablefish), 373 nucleotides long. RefSeq names its product H-2 class II histocompatibility antigen, I-E beta chain-like. Lineage: Eukaryota; Metazoa; Chordata; Actinopteri; Perciformes; Anoplopomatidae. Gene Ontology annotation, biological process: antigen processing and presentation; immune response. The record is from RefSeq and is a predicted model, not a curated record. Gene Ontology annotation, cellular component: MHC class II protein complex; membrane. The transcript has 2 exons. The annotation marks the transcript as partial.
CUCUCACUGAGACUUUGUGAGUGUUUGUCAGGUCAACAGAGGAACAUGGCUUCAUCCUUUCUCCUCUUCUCCCUCCUCUUCAUCGGCCUCCACGCUGCAGAUGGAUUCAUGCAAGCCAGAGUGGCCCAUUGUGUCUUUAACUCCUCUGAUCCUAAAGACAUCGAGUUCAUCGACUCUUAUUAUUACAACAAGUUGGAGUACAUCAGGUUCAGCAGCAGUGUGGGGAAGUUUGUAGGAUUCACUGAGCACGGAGUGAAGAACGCUGCUGCCUGGAACAAUGAUCCUUCAAUACUGGCUCAGAUGAAGGCUGAGAAGGAGAGAUACUGUGUACGCAACAUUCAGAUUGACUACGACGCUGCUCUGACUAAGUCAG